This is a messenger RNA of Ilyonectria robusta, 936 nucleotides long. RefSeq lists its product as uncharacterized. The record is from RefSeq and is a predicted model, not a curated record. Lineage: Eukaryota; Fungi; Ascomycota; Sordariomycetes; Hypocreales; Nectriaceae. The transcript has 6 exons. The coding region runs from base 1 to 882 and encodes 293 amino acids.
AUGAGAAAAACGGUCUUGGUUCUUGGCGCGACUGGCACUCAGGGCGGAUCCGUUGCCAACCUGCUCAUUAAGUAUCCUGAACAAUACCUUGUUAGGUGCCUCACUCGGAAUCCGGAUUCGGACAAGGCCAAGAAGUUGGCGGCACUAGGGGCAGAGCUGGUCAAAGCCGACCUGACUGUGCCUUCAACCUUGCCACCGGCCUUCAAGGGAAUCUGGGGCAUAUUUGCUGUCACUGACUUUUAUGAUACGGCCGUCCUCGAGGACCCCAUGAGCGAGGAGAAGCAAGGCGAGCAUAUUGUUGAAGCAGCAGUUGAAGCCGGAGUUGAGUGUUUCCUGUGGAGCACAUUGCCGAGAAAACAAUCCGUCGACGCAGUGAUUCGUAACGCCGGCCUCAAGGGGUGUUUCAUUCGGACUGGUAACUUUUACGAGAAUAUGAUUCUGCGAAAAUACGCCGCUUAUGACAAAGAGGCCGACGUGAUCACAAUGACGCGUCCCAUCAUUGGUCCGGAUGCCGAACUCACUUCGCUCUAUGUCGAAAAGGACCUCGCAGCCAUCUGCAAGGCGCUCUUUGAUCAGUGGGACACGAAGACGGCCAGUCUUGACGGGAAAUACUUCCUAGCCAGUGGGGCGCGUGAAACAAUGGGAGAUAUCAAUGCCGUCGUCGAGAAGGUCUCCGGAAAGAAGGUUGUGUACAAGGUGAAGCCUACAUGCGGUAUUCCAGAUCGAGAUAUUAUGCUGCAGCUGUACAACAACGUCGGAAUGUACCCUGGUGUCGCAGUUCCCACUCCAGAAGUGCUGGAACUGGACUUGAAGCUUCAUACCGCCGAAGAUUUUAUCAGGGAGAGGUUGCUUCCACAUCUUGGCCUUGAGCCAAAGAAUUAGGCGUAUUGUGGAGAUGCUGGGGGGAGGCUCGAAGCUUGUAGGCAAUGAUAAGCA